Molecule: messenger RNA, 5641 nt
Organism: Onychostoma macrolepis
Lineage: Eukaryota; Metazoa; Chordata; Actinopteri; Cypriniformes; Cyprinidae
Gene: vill
Product: villin-like
Exons: 21
Coding region: 2806-5370 (854 amino acids)
Biological process (GO): actin filament severing; actin polymerization or depolymerization; barbed-end actin filament capping
Cellular component (GO): cytoplasm; actin cytoskeleton
Molecular function (GO): phosphatidylinositol-4,5-bisphosphate binding; actin filament binding
Source: RefSeq, a predicted model, not a curated record
AAAUUUCAUUCAACACAUUUUACAAUGUAUUUGCUUUGUCAGAAAUUCCUGAUCUCAAUGAUUAACUUCAGAAUUUCCAAAUAUGGUACUUGGGAACCUAUGUGAAUCACAUGACCUUGAGCUUUAUGCGUUGUGUGUUUUGCUUCUUGGAGAUGAAAACAACACUAUGUGUUUGAGAGUAUAAAAUUACAUUUUGAAUUUGGGUGCUGUCCGAGAAAUGUUUGCCUAAGGUGUCUCUGGGACGGUGAAUGAAAGGAACAGCUGAAUAUGAGCUCUCUCAUGUUGGGUUGCUCAAAUGAGUCAUAUCUGUUUGCUUUACUAUUGUCGUGUGUGUGUGUGCAUGUGCGCACACGUCUGUAUGCGUGCUGUACACACUGUUUUAUGCCGUUAGAAAGAAAAAUACUCUUGAAUCCUAAAGGUUGCUCAUUAUGCAGUGUUAAAUGCAGGAAAUUUUAAUUUAUUGUACCACCAACAUAUUGCAUUGGACACGUGUUUCUUCAAAAACACUGAUUACCUAAUCGGCUGCUAAAUGACAUUGGGACAAACAUAAUUAGUUUUUGCCCAAACCCUGUUUCCCUAACCAGUGUCAUUGAGUUUCUUCGCAUUAGUACUCAAAUGCCUCAGAACUCACAUUGACUCAAAUGCCUUUUAUUGUUUGAAUUUAAAUGUCUUGACAUUGAAGAGAGAAAAAGUUUUUUGAGAAAAGAAGAGGGUGGAGAUAAAGGGGAAAAGGGAAUUAUUUUGAUUUUGUAGUUGGUGGCAGAUAAUCAAAAAAAAUAAUCACAAUCUUUACCGAUUACAUUAAAACAGAUCGCCAUAUAUUACAUGAUGGUACGUAAAUUCUAAGUUCAGUAUUAUCUAUAAUUAUUGCUGAUAUGUUCAUUAUAUUUAACCUAUUGCAGAUGAUAGAUUAAAGAUGGAUCUGUAGACAGAUAGUCAGACAGACAAAUGGAUUGACAGAUAGAGGUAUAGACAGAGACAUAGAUGGAUAGAUACUGUAGAAAAUUAGAUAGACAUAUUGUAUAGAUAGGUAGGUAGAUGAAUAGAUAGGAUUGAUGGAUAUAUAUAGAGACAGGUAAAUAGAGUAAUAGAUGUCUAUAUAGGUCAGUGGAUGGAUGGAUAGACAGAUGUGGGUAGGUAUGUAGUGGGUAGAUAGACUACUAGACUAGGAUAGACUAGGUAUACUGAUGGAUGGAUGGAUGGAUAGACAGAAAGAUGGAUAUAGAAUAUAGUAUAUAGAAAGAGACCGAUGGAUAGACAUGGGUAGGUAGAUAGAGUAAUAGAUGUAUAUAUAGGUCAGUAGAUGGAUGAAUGGAUGGAUAGACAGAAAGAUGUAUAUAGAAUAUAGUAUAUAGAAAGAGACAGAUGGAUAGACAUUUAGUUAGGUAGGUAGAUAGAGUAAUAGAUAGACAGACAGAUGGAAAGAUGUAUAGAUAGGUAGGUAGAUGACAGACAUAGACUGACAGACAUUAUAGAUGUAUAUAGACAGAAACUAUAGAUGGAUAGACAUACAGGUGGAUAUACAGAUCUUGUUAAUCAGUAAAACUGCCCACUCAGGAAAGAAGUUUUUGUUCCUUGUUAUAAAUGUCUUUACACUUUUAUUCUUGUAAUGUUCUGCUUUUCUGCACACUUUAUACUUUGAGAGUUUGUUCGCCCACCUCUCUCCGUCUCCCUCAGAGUGGCAUUCUGGCCUGCAAUUAAGGUGAAGCCUCUAAACCUUAAUGAAGCACCAUUUUGCCGCUUACUUAUCUUUAUUUGUUGGUGGCUGAUGGGCCAUUUGCCAUAGGAAGCCUUUGAUAUCUGUCCAAGAGCCUCUCGCAGGGGAUUCGUUCGCUCUUUCUCCCCAUCUGCUGGAGUGGAAGAGAUUAAUCACUGUCUCUCUCUCUGGCUCUCCUGAGUGUCUGUGUGGCGUUCCCGUCUGAAGCGUUCCUUGUGAUCUGAGCGUGAAAGAGCUGAGACGCAGAGCUGAUGUGAGGGGAAUCCAGAGCAGGAGAGAGACGCGCGAGUCUCUCUGACCUCCACCAACUUCAAACGAGCUUGUUUUAUAUAACUGAGAGAAUAUGUGAUAAUGAAGGAGAUUCCUAAUUCGUGGUGAAGUUUAUGAACUAUCAGUUGCUAUUUACUCACUCUCAUGUUGUUCCAAACCAUGCCAUUCUUUAUUCUGUGAAACAGUGUGAACACUGUGAAAUUAGAAAAUAUCAGUAAUGGCCCUUUUUUCAUGUUAAUGUGUACUGAUGCUUUCAAGCUUCAAUAAGCAUGCAAAAAGCUCCAUAAAAGUAGUCAAUAUGACUCAUGCACAAUAAGUCAUAUGAUAGAUAACAAAAAAUCAAGUCAUUAUUUAUGAAUAAUCUUCCCCUUCAGAGAGCUGUUAAAGCAACUGUAAGUAGUUUUAUGUAUUUUCGACUUUGGAGCCCCCUACAGUUAAGUGAGUCUGUCACUGUCGUAAAUAUAUCACUGUCCCAAUUGCUGCCGCAAAGCAAUCCGCCAUUUUCGCGGAAUUUCGUACCCGCUCACCAAAAUUACAGACUCCCAGAAGAGACAUAUUGGGAAGUGUGGGAAAGAAACAGAAGCCAUUUGCCUUAUUAUAUGUCCAUCAGAAUGAUUUUAGAAAUGAUAGCCUAUUUCAAGGGCUGGACAGAUACAAGCCCUUCCCUCAUCAGCACACAUUAACAAUGUACAGAGGGAGAGGAAACCACUCAGAGAGAUUCGUCAUAACUCAUUAAUACAUUACUACGCUGAAUAAUACCUCUGUGCAAGGCAUACAGAUAGUUUGAGCGUUGAGAUUUCUUCUCAGAAUACAGCAGAAUGACGGAAGCCCAGGAUGUGUUAAAAAACAUCCAGCGAAAACCUGGCUUGCAGAUCUGGACCAUCAGUAAAAUGAAAAUGGUCCCUGUCCCAGAGCAAGCAUAUGGAAAUUUUUUUGAAGGUGACUGCUACAUUAUUCUUAAUGUGAGCAACAGCGCCACACAAUCCACUGACAUCCACUACUGGAUAGGCAAUGCAUCCUCUCAGGAUGAGCAGGGAGCAUCAGCCAUCUAUGUGACCCAACUGGAUGAGUGUCUCGGCAGCAGUCCAGUUCAACAUCGGGAGGUCCAGGGAAGUGAAUCAGCUAAAUUCAAAAGCUACUUCAAGAGUGGCCUCAUAUAUAAAAAAGGAGGUGUGGGAUCAGGAUUCACACAUGUGGAGACCAAUGUGUAUAACAUUCAGCGCCUGCUCCAUGUCAAAGGAACCAAACAUGUGACUGCAAGAGAGGUGGAGGUUUCCUGGAGCAGUUUUAAUCUAGGGGACAUAUUCUUGCUGGACUUGGGAAAAGCAAUAAUACAAUGGAAUGGUCCUCAAAGCAACAGACAAGAAAAAUUAAAGGCCGUUCUGCUGGCUCAGGACAUCAGGGACCGGGAGCGUGGAGGCCGGGCUCAGAUUGCUGUGAUUGAGGGUGGGCAGGAGGAAGCCUCUCCUGAGCUGAUGAAGAUCAUGAUAUCUGUUUUAGGUCAUAGGACUGGACACCUGAAAGAACCAAUCCCUGAUGAUAAUCCAGAUCAAAACCAGACCUCCAACGUCAAACUGUACCAUGUGUCUGAUGCCAGUGGUCAGCUGUUGGUACAGGAAGUGGCUACCAGUCCACUGACCCAGGAUUUGCUGAGAUCCACUGAUUGCUAUAUUUUAGAUCAAAGUGGCAGCUCAGUAAUGGUCUGGAAAGGAAAAGCAGCAUCAGAUGAAGAGAGACACUCAGCACUCAGUCGGGCGGUUGGCUUUAUAAAAGCGAAGAACUACCCAUCCAACACAAAAGUGGAGGUUAUGAGUGAAGGAGGGGAAUGUGCCAUGUUUAAACAUCUCUUCAAGUCCUGGAAAGAAAAAGGUCAAGCUCAAGGAAUGGGAAAGACGCACUCUGUAGGAAAGAUAGCUAAAGUGGAUCAGGUGAAGUUUGACGUCAUGGAGCUUCACGCUCAGCCAAAGCUGGCUGCUCAGGAGCGGAUGGUGGAUGACGCCUCAGGACAUAUUCAGGUUUGGCGCAUUGAGAAUCUUGAACUGAAGGAGGUAAACCCAAGCACAUAUGGACAGUUCUAUGGAGGAGACUGUUAUCUAGUGUUGUACACCUACAACAGAGCCAACAAACCACAGUACAUCCUCUACAUGUGGCAGGGUCGCAAUGCUACACAGGAUGAGGUGACGGCAUGUGCUUAUCAGGCAGUGAAUUUGGAUAACAAAUACAAUGGAGCCCCAACACAGGUCAGAGUGGUCAUGGGAAAAGAGCCCAGACACUUCCUGGCCAUCUUUAAGGGCAGACUCAUCAUUUUUGAGGGCGGGACAGGUAGACCAGGUGUUGUGAACCCUGAUCCUGGUGCCAGACUCUUCCAGGUCAGAGGGACACAUGAGAUGAACACCAAAGCAACAGAGGUGCCCUCCCGAGCCACCUCUCUCAACACCAAUGACGUCUUUCUGCUCAAAACUCAUCAGAAUGUCUUCCUGUGGUAUGGCAAGGGCUGCAGUGGAGACGAGAGGGAGAUGGGAAAAGCCGUAGCUGAUUUGCUUUCUGAGCAGGACAAGCAGAUUGUGAUGGAAGGACAGGAACCAGCUGCCUUCUGGGUGGCUUUGGGAGGGAAAGCUCCAUACGCCAGUGACAAGAGACUGGAGAAAGAAGUGGCGCUUCACGAACCUCGUCUGUUUGAAUGCUCCAAUCAGACGGGCCGAUUCCUUAUGACGGAAGUGGCUGACUUCACUCAGGAUGACCUGGACGAGGAUGACGUCAUGCUUCUAGACACCUGGGAGGAGAUUUUCCUUUGGAUUGGCAACUCAGCCAACCAGUACGAGACUCAGGAGUCCUAUAGCAGUGCAGUGGACUAUCUUAAAACCCACCCAGCCGGACGGGACCCUGGGACACCCAUCACCACUGUUAAACAAGGCUAUGAGCCGCCCACCUUCACUGGCUGGUUUAAUGCUUGGGAUGCUCACAAGUGGAGUGGUGGCCUUUCAUAUGAGGAGAUGAAAAGCAAGCUGGCUGAUAUUUCACAAAUCACUGUGAAUCUCAACAACACAAACCUGAAUAAGAAGACAGGAGGAGGUGGCGGGAGCUACAGCGCUCCUGGAGGUCCAGGAAAUAUAAAGUCUCAUAAUCAGAGGAUGUCCUCCUCCAUCUCCAAUGCAUACGUAGACCAGUCUCCCAGCGGAGCAAAGCCUUCUGGGAUGCUUCAUUCCGAGCAGCUAGUUAAAACAACUCAACAUCAGCUGCCUCAAGGAGUGGACCCUGAAAAACGAGAGGAAUUUUUGACUGAUGCAGAAUUUGAGAAUCUCCUCGGCUGCACCCGUGACAAUUUCCAGCGGCUGCCUAAAUGGCGUCAGAACGACCUUAAAAAGAAGGCAGGACUGUUUUGAGUUGGUUUUGCUAUAAAGAGAUACAGUCUGAUCUUCAGAUCUGAUUAUUAUGCUUUAUGUGUAUUUUGGGCUAGAAGAUUGUCACCUAUAAAAUGUUAUCGAUUUAUUUAUGUUUCGACUCAAAAGCUAACAUGACCUAAUAGAAAUGCUUUGUAAACAUCUUACAUUGAACAUCAAAAUUAUACCACCAAAAUAACUAUAUCAGUCACAUACAGUAGAACAUGUCUAAAUGACUUUUAGUGCUAAUAAAAACACAAUGUAUGCCAAGAAA